GAUUUGCUGACUCGAACUAUGACCCAUGAGUAUCGAGUUGCUGUGCUAUAUGUACUGUAGUUCAUAACCGGUUAACAGGCAAUUUCCUCUGUACAUAACAACGCUCGGAAGGCCGAAACUACAAGCAUCAACAUGACAGCCACGUUUGCAUUUCGAUUCAUUAGUGUAUUUUGUUGCCUGGUUUUUGCACAUGCAAACCCAGCUGAUGACGGCGUAGAAGCACUAGUUACCAAAAAAGUGUUCCUUGAUAUCUCCAUCGGAGGAGAAGACACGGGUAGAGUCGUUAUCGGCUUGUUUGGUAAAGUAGUUCCAAAAACAGUCGAAAACUUUGCAACACUUGCAACGAAACGUGGAGUAAAGGAAGGCUAUAAGGGUAGUAAAUUUCAUCGAGUUAUCAAAGAUUUUAUGAUUCAAGGUGGCGAUUUCACCCAUGGAAAUGGAUUUGGCGGGAAAAGUAUAUACGGCGAAAAGUUUGCUGAUGAAAACUUCGACCUAAUGCAUUACGGGCCAGGAUGGGUUAGCAUGGCUAAUUCAGGCCCGAACUCCAAUGGUUCCCAGUUUUUCAUCACAACUGUUAAAACGUCUUGGCUAGACGGGAGGCACGUAGUAUUCGGGAAAGUUAUCGAUGGAAUGGACUUAGUCAAGAAAAUAGAAAAUAUCAAAACGGAUGCAGGCAAUAAGCCAUAUAAAGAUGUUAUUAUUGUUGAUUGUGGUUUGUCGGAAGAGGAAGGGUCAUUCGUCGUAGAGAAAUCUUAAGUUUAGGCAGCUUUGCCUAAAUAUGGUCAUCACAUCACAUGAUGUCCAUACCCACAUCAUGACUAUAUAUGGGCAUACAACAUUUUUUUUUUUAGAAAUUUGAUAAUCCUGAAAAAGCUUUGAACAUAGGUGUAUUUUCUAAACAAACACGCAUAUGAAUUAUAAUGUAAAAAGGUUAAUAAUCGGGUCAUUAAUAUUUAAUUUUAGGUGUAUUGAACAUGUUUGGCUAAGCCUAUUUUUAUGGUG
Molecule: messenger RNA, 1002 nt
Organism: Anneissia japonica
Lineage: Eukaryota; Metazoa; Echinodermata; Crinoidea; Comatulida; Comatulidae
Product: peptidyl-prolyl cis-trans isomerase B-like
Exons: 4
Coding region: 133-756 (207 amino acids)
Biological process (GO): protein folding; protein peptidyl-prolyl isomerization
Cellular component (GO): intracellular membrane-bounded organelle
Molecular function (GO): peptidyl-prolyl cis-trans isomerase activity
Source: RefSeq, a predicted model, not a curated record